GCCCGCCUGGCCCGGGGCUGGGCCCGCCCUCAGGGUCGUGUGACGUUCUCCGGAAGGGAGAAGUGGCCCAGCAGCAGUCCAGUGGUUGCUUGAGUGGCAGAAAGCGUCUGGGCGUUCUUUUCCUGCGGGAGUUCGGCUCUGGAUGGGUCACCGCGCGGGGUUACAGUACUCUCAUUCCUUGCUACAGGGCCCAGACAAAAUAAUAGCAUUUUCUAUGAAAUUCGCACAUAUGAUAUUAAGCCAUCAAAGAUGAAGGAAUUUGUGGAAAUGGUCAACAAGUACUUUCACCUUCGCACAGCUCACUCAGAGCUGGUGGGAUUCUGGUCUGCGGAGCUGGGAGCGAUGAAUAAGGUGGUCCACAUUUGGAAGUACGAUAAUUUUGCCCACAGAACAGCAGUCCGGCAUGCACUAGCCAAUGACAAAGAAUGGCAGGGAAAAUUCAUCUCCCCAGCUCUCCCCUUGAUAGAAAAGCAGCACAAUGAGGUUGCUUAUCUGGUACCUUGGUGUCAACUUGGGAAGCCUCCAAAAGAGGGGGGAGUGUAUGAAUGGGUUACUUUCCAGAUGAAGCCUGGUGGGCCAGCAUUGUGGGGUGAAGCAUUUCAAGCUGCAAUCAGUGCUCACAUCAACAGAGGAUACACAAAACUGAUUGGUGUUUUCCACACAGAGUAUGGAUUACUUAACACAGUCCACGUGAUCUGGUGGAACGAGAGCCCAGAUCACCGAGCAGCGGGAAGGCACAGUGCCCAUGAAGAUGCCAGAGUGGUAGCAGCUGUGCGGGACAGUGUCAGAUUCUUAGCAUCCCAGCAAAAUGUGCUCCUGAUACCUCUACAAUGCUCGCCAUUGAAGUAACCUUAUUCUAAAGGAUGUAAUUGAUGACAAAAAAGGACAAAAUGGAAUUGCUGUCAGCAAGUGCCAUCACAUGGAUUGUAAUACCUUCAUGAACUAAGCUGUUCUUCAGUUUGCAAUACAUGGAUGCAAAAUGCUGAUCACUAGCAAUGUAAAUCAAUAAAGUUUUGCAGCCUGAUAGCAGUUGCUAAAUAGAAAUUUAUGGUGAUGUUUGUAUAUCCCCAGGAAAAAGAAAUUGUGCCAUAGCACUUCUGGCAUGAGCCACACUUCAUUUAUCUUUUAUUUUAACCUCUCCAUUAAUACUUUUCUAGAUCACUUAUCAAACUUAGUAAAUUAAAUGCUCUUUUCCAACAUUACAGCUCAGGGCUGGUAUCAUUUUCAUAAUGUAUUUUGGUGACAUUUGUAACUCACAUCUUGGCUAUUGCGUACUGGCUUAAGAAGGAAUGCCCUCAUGUAUCUGUUACCUAGUUAUGCUUUAAUCAGACUUCUAAUUGGAAUUCUUUCUAUUAAUUCUGAGUAACGUAAAACAGCAAUGUGGCUAGAAUUGUACCUAGGAGGUGCUGCAGUGAAGCUGGUCGGGUGCUUUGUCCCAAUGAGCUCUGCCACAAGAUGAGCAUUUAUUCACUAGCUUGUUAGAGUUCACUUCAGCCCUUUCCUAUUUUGUUCAGUAAACCGUUCCUCAAGACUUUGGAUUACACACAUAAUGCUUUGCCUUAUGUAUUUUAAUACUUGUUUAAGGUCUGAAGUCAAUUAGCCCUUCUUCUUCUAUGGUGUAGUCAUGCUCAGCUGAUCUUUAUGUGCUUAUAUUCUUUGAAAUACUUUUUGCCAGACUGUUAAAAGCCAAAUAAAUUUGUAUAAAGCAUGA
This is a messenger RNA of Tyto alba (common barn owl), 1711 nucleotides long. RefSeq names its product nipsnap homolog 3A (gene NIPSNAP3A). The record is from RefSeq and is a predicted model, not a curated record. Bases 250 to 849 code for a protein of 199 amino acids. Gene Ontology annotation, cellular component: mitochondrion. NCBI's taxonomy places the organism in Eukaryota, Metazoa, Chordata, Aves, Strigiformes, Tytonidae. The transcript is spliced from 7 exons.